Messenger RNA from Liolophura sinensis, 1545 nucleotides. RefSeq lists its product as uncharacterized. The record is from RefSeq and is a predicted model, not a curated record. Lineage: Eukaryota; Metazoa; Mollusca; Polyplacophora; Chitonida; Chitonidae. Bases 1030 to 1440 code for a protein of 136 amino acids. The transcript has 5 exons.
AACAAGAUCUCUUCACUGUUAUAUACGGAAACGGCAUGUUGUACAUGGAGAUAUAUAGUUAUACUAAGAAGACUAUAUUGCAAAUAGCGCAUUUUUCAUAAUAUUCAUAACAAACUUAAUUGUUUUCCAGUUAUUACGGUGUUAUUUUCAUGUACUACAUUAUUUCAUCAGCAUACAUAAACAUACACUAGUCUAUCAUUUGUUUCUAUAGGUGGGUAUUAUACAUAAAUUUAGUAUUAAAUGGUUACUUUAAGCACAAGAGGCUUAGCUGAUGUAAGUAUGAUAGCAGCAGAUAACAGGUGGACUAUUUUGUAAUAUAUUAUAACUUGGGUAAUAAAAUACAUACGUCUGUGGUUAGGUUAAACCAAAUCUCUUUCCCAGUUGUCUAAAAAAAAGUACCUGUCUGUAAUCACCGGCUAGAUUAUCAAGUGUUCACAUGAUAUUCUAUUUACACUAUCUGUUCUGUUGACUGACAUAUUACAGGUCACGAUUGAUCGCUUACAGGGAGGUCAUUGAAAGACAUUCAGAACAGUUUGUCGUACUGCCCUUGACGACUGUCUCAAAGUUUGGUCUAUUAGCAGACGUAAGUAGCUGUAGGGAUAAACUGAGUCGUUUACCGAGUCUUACGCAGCCAUUUGUAGCUCCAUAGGAUGAAACAGAAGCCUUGAUGGUGUAUGAAAACAAAAGUAACAUAUAGAUAAGCAUGCUCCUACGUAGGCAUAACACCUUACUAGUAUACAACGCAAACGAUAACUCACGUCACACCUGAGUGGUUCUUUUGAUUACGGAAGUUGUAAUCUGUAAACACGUUGUAGUCUAAGUUCUCUUAGCAAACAACCUUGGACUCCCAAGACCCUCCCAACACUAUGGGGCAGUGUCCUGGCGUUACCGUGUUUAUGGUUAACCCUCACGGCUAUAUCCGUCAGAGAAGGUACAGAACUCCAGUCGUGUGGAACCGUCAGUUGCGGCUUUGGAGCUGAGUGUUUCCAAAACACGGAUUGUGUGUGCCUACCCGAUAAUGGCAAAAGAAUGCAGCAGUCAUCCACGUUUUACUGCUUGGGUAAGGGGGUUACACAAUGUGGAGCUCGGCUGUGUGGUUACGGAGCAGAAUGUAACACGGAUAAGAGUGUGUGUAGAUGUUCGUCUAGCAAUGGUGCGCUGACAAAGCUCAAUGACACAUAUCCAUCCCUGUGGUACUGUUUGGGUGAGGGAGUUACACAAUGCGGAAGUCAGCUGUGUGGUAUUGGGACAGAAUGUAACACGACCAGCGGUUUGUGUGAAUGCUCACCUAGGAAUCGUGUACUAACGCAGCUGACGGACACAUCUCCAGCCCUGUCGUAUUGUGAGGUUUUAAUGAUUCUGGACGAACUUGCAGGAGACUUGUCUGGCUUUCGACCGCCUAGUUUGUUGUGGGUUUGUGGGGGUAUACCAGCAACAUGACAAAUGGUCCGGUGUUUACCAUUAAACAUCCAACGCAGUAAUCGUUUUUCUUCAGAAGAUCUUUUGUCCGGUAAGGUAGCUUCUUUAUCUUUUCACACUGUUCAA